Messenger RNA from Xenopus laevis (African clawed frog), 4642 nucleotides. RefSeq names its product reticulocalbin 2 S homeolog (gene rcn2.S). The record is from RefSeq and is a predicted model, not a curated record. The transcript is spliced from 8 exons. The coding region runs from base 345 to 1286 and encodes 313 amino acids. NCBI's taxonomy places the organism in Eukaryota, Metazoa, Chordata, Amphibia, Anura, Pipidae.
AGGGGCACUAACUGUAAAUUGUCUUGUCCCCAGCUUUGUGGCGUGAGCUUUAAAACGUUGACUCCCAGUGUCCCUCGACUACUUUCAACCAAUGUCGGGAUACAGGGAGACGUAGUCCAGAAAUACUAGCUCCUCCCUCAGUCCUAAGCACGUCCCACAAAGCACAGCUUGGUCACAUGACCCGUGGCGUCACCCACUGUUUAUUCCCUUACUGGGAGGGAAAGGGAAUUAGUAGGAUAGCGGCGACUGCAGGCUCAUCUUGAUCCGGAGCCAGGAGGCAAUUAUUAUGCGCUAUCCGUGGGAGUAGACUCACAGAGACACUGUCUGACGUGAUUUCAGGAAAAAUGAAGACAUGUACAUUCUGGUGUUUUUUCACCAUGUGCUUGGCUGCUUCUUUAGCCCAUCAGCAUGAUGAACACUAUGAGAAUGGGGAGCACAAUGCUGAGUACGACAAAAAGCUGUUCCUUGGAGGAGAGGAAGAAGCUGAAGAAUUCACUGAAUUAAGUUCAGAAGAUCAGCUAAAAAGGCUCAAGUUGAUUAUAAGGAGAAUCGAUACAGACUCAGAUGGAUAUCUAACAGAAGAGGAGCUGAGUUCUUGGAUUCAGAAAUCAUUCCGACACUAUAUAUUAGAAGAUACAAAAGAGCAUUUUGCUGAUAUUGACAAAGAUGGCGAUGGCAUUGUGACCUGGGAUGAAUACAAUAUGCACCUGUAUGACCGAAUUAUUGAUUACGAUGAAAACACUGUUCUUGAAGAUGAAGAAGAAGAAUCAUUCCGGCUGAUUCAUAUGAAAGACAAAAGGCGGUUUGACCAUGCAGACACAGAUAAGAUUCCUGGUUUGAAUCUAACAGAAUUUACAGAUUUUGAGCACCCAGAGGAAACUGAUCAUAUGUCGGAAUUUGUAAUUGAGGGAGCUUUGGAAGAACAUGACGAGGAUGGAGAUGGAUUUGUUAGCUUGGAAGAAUACCUUGGAGAUUAUACACAAGAUUCAGGUGCAGUGGAAAAUCCACACUGGUUAAUCGUUGAGAAAGACCGAUUUGUGAAUGAUUAUGAUAAGGAUGGUGAUGGCAGACUCAACCCUACGGAGCUCCUCUCUUGGAUUGUUCCAAAUAACUUGGGAAUAUCACAAGAAGAGGCGAAUCAUCUGAUGACAGAAAUGGAUAAAAACGAGGAUCAGCGAUUGAGCGAAGAGGAAAUUCUACAGAACAAGGAUAUAUUUUUAACCAGUGAAGCCACAGACUAUGGAAGGCAGCUUCAAGAUCAACAGUUUUACCACGACGAACUGUAGUUUAAUCGAAUUCAUAAUAAAUAGUUUUAUUGUUUUUUAUUUAUAGGAGAUCACAAUACACCUCAACUAGUUUGCUAGUUACUUUAAACACGUUUGAAGGUAGGAGCACACUGUUCUGUUCAAUAGAUGGGUUCUGAGUGCCAUUUAAAGCUUGGAAUAAGUGGUUCUCCAUCUUAGCAUUUUGACCAACUUUUGCGCACUGAAUGUGUUCUUCCUUGUUCGUACAGUCUUUGGUUUACGAGAUGUUGUUAAAGGGAUACUGUCAUGGGAAAACAUGUUUUUUUCAAAAUGCAUCAGUUAAUAGUGCUGCUCCAGCAGAAUUCUGCACUGAAAUCCAUUUCUCAAAAGAGCAAACAGAUUUUUUUAGAUUUAAUUUUUAAAUCUGACACGGGGCUAGACAUAUUGUCAGUUUCCCAGCUUCCCCCAGUCAUGUGACUUGUGCUCUGAUAAACUUCAGUCACUCUUUACUGCUGUACUACAAGUUGGAGUGAUAUCACCCCCCUCCCUUUUCCCCCCCAGCAGCCAAACAAAAGAACAAUGGGAAGGUAACCAGAUAGCAGCUCCCUAACACAAGAUAACAGCUGCCUGGUAGAUAUAAGAACAGCACUCAAUAGUAAAAGCAAGGUCCCACCGAGACAGUUACAUUAAGUAGAAGAAAUAACAGCCUGCCAGAAAGUAGUUCCAUUCUAAAGUGCUUGCACAAGUCACAUGACUGGGGCAGCUGGGAAACUGACAAAAUGUUCAAAAUUAUAAAGAAAAAAGUACCCCGUAGGUAACAACCUAAUCAGUAUCCAGCAUACGUUAAAUCUCUUAGGAUUUAAAUAAAUUAAUUAAAUAAGUAAGUUAAAAUGAAAAAAGUGCCCAAUCAAUUAGUGAAUUAAUUGAUCAACUACUUGAUUUUAGAAUAAUUCAUAAAUACUAUAAAGUGCCAAUUAGUGCAUAAUACCCAUUAAGUAGUUUAAUUAAUUAUCAUUCUCCAAUAAAUAACAAUUCAUGGUUGAAAUCAACCAAAAAAAGCUAAAAAGGAUAAAAAUGACAAAGUUCAUCAAAGGAGUGCAAUUAGCUGGGAAAAUUACUUGAAUUAAGUGAGGAUUAUUGAAAACACGAAAAAAAGGAUAUAUUAAAUUAAUCAAGUGCUAUUAUUUAUAUAAGUAGUGCUGGAAAUUAAAUUAAUUGAAAAGAUCCCAUUAGAUAAAAAAAUGACCACAAUUGGGUAGAAAUGAUACCAAUGCUACGGUCAGCAGAAAAGAGAGAGGAUAUAAUGAAAUAUAAGAAGGUGGAGUUGUCCCAAAACUAACUGCCUGUUGUUUUCUAAGUCUGGGACACCACAAAGAGGAAGGCAGGACAGGGUAACCGAGACUGUGGCCUUGGUAUAUUAACUUGCCCUGAUCUUAGAAAGACUAAGUUAACCCUGAUAAGCCACAAAUCACCGGCCCCUUAGAAUGGAAGGAAGAUUGUUUAAGAUAAAAGAAAGACCGUAGCAAUGAGGAUUAGAUCCAACCCCUGUAAAAGCACCAAGAUUCAAUAAUUAAAAUAUAGGAUUUGAGCGACUCGCCAACGCGUUUCGCUUAAUAGCUUUUUCAAGGUGAAAAAAAUGUCUAGCCCCAUGUCAGAUUUCAAAAUUGAAUAUAAAAAAUCUGUUUGCUCUUUUGAGAAAUGGAUUUCAGUGCAGAAUUCUGCUGGAGCAGCACUAUUAACUGAUGUGUUUUGAAAAACACAUCCACGGUGACACAAAGGAUGAUUGGACUAGAGUUUAUAACUAGUAGAGAGACAUUGACUGCCCUCAUUUUAACAUAAAUGGACUAUAUUUCCCAAUUCUACAAUUUGCCCUUUCUUUCUCUUUUAAAGACUGAUAUGGAAAACAUGACUGUGAGCAAAGAAUAACACUUUUCUGCGUAUCAGUAUAAGUGUGUACGAGCAUGUGUGCUAUAUUGCUUGAUUAGGAAAGCAGUUAGAAUUUGCAUAAAUGGAGAGAAUGUGUUUUGUUUAUACAAUUAAUUGUCAUUGUGACGUCUAUGGAAGCAAUUACUGGCUAUUUGGACUUUAGUGGAGAUCCCCAGCAAUAAGCAGUCUCUAAAUGCAGUUUCACCCACUUCUCUCAGUUAUUAGACAAAGGGGCAGAUUUAUCCAAGGUCGAAUUUCGAAGUUAUGUGAAUUUUCACAUAAUAAAUUUAAAUGUCUAAUAUUCGAUUGAAUACGAACGACCCAAAAAUUCCGAUAAAAUCUGAAUCAAAUUCAAAUCGAGUUUUCCUCCGAAUAAAAAGCUUGAAUGUCAGGAAGGCAAUUAACAUCUUCAAAUGGUUCAAGAGACUUCUGCCAUUGACUUCUACGGGAACUCGGUAGGUUUUAGGUGGCGAAUAAUCGAAUUAGAACUCUUUACAGGGUCGAGGUGUGAUAAAUCUCACAUUCAAAUUCGAUUUAAAAAUCAAAUUUGUGAGUUUUGACCAAAAAAUUUUUUAGAAAAUUCUAAUUUACCAUUCGAAUAAUAAUAAAUCUGCCCCAAAAUGUUCCUACAGUAACACAUAUACUCAAAGGAGUGGACGGCAAAGUUACUAUCUACACUUAAGUGAGUACACUUAUAUUUCCUCUAGAUCAGGGGUAGGGAACCUGCGGCUCUUCAUCCUGCUUGCUGACGCUCAGUCUUGCGGCUUUGCCUGUCAGGUCGUAUUUACAGCCCUCACACCUGCUGGUGGCUUCUUAAGUGCGCGACCGCGGUAAGCUAAUGGUCACACACUCAAGAAGCCGCCAGCAGGUGCGAGGGCUGUAUAGACAUCCCAGGAGUGGCAAGACUGAGCCACAGCAAGAUGAUUCCUCAUGGUCCUUACCGCGGUCACACACUCAAGACAAGAGAGAGACGAUCAGCAUGGAGCUUCAGAAACAGAAAUCACAUUAAACAGAUGAGAACACUAGCAUUUAAUAGGGCUAUUCAGUGUUUAAUUUAUUUCAAAGUAGCCCUGCAUAUACACAAUGCACUUCUGUUUGUUGUAUUCUGUUGUUGUAACAGUUAAAAUUAAAAAAAGGUUAAAAAAGUUUAUAAGCUGUGUUAUGUUUUGCGGCUCCAGACUAUUUUUCUUUAGUGGGAGAGGGGCAAAAUGGCUCUUUUGAUAGUAAAGGUUGCUGACCCCUGCUCUAGAUGUUUGCUUUUUAGGUUAGUCCUCUAAAAUGCAUCCGUAUUACCAUUUCCCACGAGCCUACUGAACCUUGGUUAUAAGAAGGUACAUAGGUAACAACCAAUAAUUUAAAAGAAAUCUCAUCUACUUUACUAAGUUUCAUUUUUAAGUUGUAAUCUGUCCUGUUACCUGUAAUUUUUAUCCUAACUUCUAUGAUUUAUUACCAUCUAUCACAAAUAAAAGAUU